CGAUAGUAAACAGAUGUCUAUCGCUAGGUUACACUUUUUGCCUCUUCGUUUUUGUAUUGUCAGCGGAAAUAAAUAAACGUAUAUUUGCCUAAGAUAAGACUCAACUACUAGAAUCCUAAAUUAAACUAAAUGCGAAUAAAGUAGCCCCGAAGCUGAAAGCAAAUCUCUUAAGAUAAAUGUUAGUGGUUAAAUAAAUAUUACAGUGAUUCCCGAAGACAACAGCUGUCGGUCUGCUGGAAGCUGGCGAAAGGUGAACUGAGUUCAUUGUGUUGUUGGGCAUUACGUGUGCGUCCAUCCGAUCUUUCUCCCUCUCAUACUCCCCCUCCUCACUCGCAUCCCCAUCCGCUCAAGUGCUCGGGAAGCUGCCAAAAAAAAUAAUCAAAGAGAAGAGGAACACGCCGCUCGGCAUAAUCAAUUAAAAUGCCUAGAAAUCUGCCGCUUUUCCCGCUGGCCCUGUGCGCCAUCGCCUUCCUGGCCGCCGUGGGUCCCAUGCCCGCCAACGGGGCGGUGGCCAACAGCCACAAGCACGAGAAGCACAUCAGCAAGGAACGGGUCAAGGACGGCAUCUACGCCCCCCGGGACGCCCACCACCACGGCGAGGAUGGGGAGCACAACGUGGAGUUCGACCACGAGGCCAUCAUCGGCAAUACGAAAGAAGCUCAGGAAUUCGACACACUUACGCCGGAGGAAUCAAAGAGACGUCUGCUGAUACUAGUCAAAAUGAUGGAUCUGAAUAAGGACGAAUUUAUUGACCGGCAUGAGUUGAAAGCCUGGAUAUUAAGGUCCUUUAAAAAACUGUCCGAGGAGGAAGCCGCCGACAGAUUCGAGGAAAUAGAUCAGGAUGCUGACGAGAAAAUAACGUGGAAGGAGUAUCUGCUGGACACCUAUGCCAUGGAGGAUGAGGACUUCAAAAAGGAGACCAUCGACUAUGACAGCUACGAGGAUGAGCAGAAGAUGAUCAAGCAGGACAAGGAGAUGUUCAAUGCGGCCGACGCGAACAAGGAUGGAGUUCUGACGCUGGAGGAGUUUAUUUACUUCCAAAAUCCCGAAGAGCAUCCACAAAUGUUGCCCAUACUGCUGGAGCACACGAUGCAGGAGAAGGACCUGGAUCACGACGGCAAGAUCAACUUCCAGGAGUUUGUUGGCGACUCUGCCUCGCAGCAUGACAAGGAGUGGCUGAUCACGGAGAAGGAGCGAUUCGACAAGGAUCACGACACCAACGGCGAUGGCGUGCUCACGGGCGAUGAGGUCCUAUCCUGGAUUGUGCCAAGCAACACGGCGAUUGCCAACGACGAGGUGGACCACCUGUUUGUCUCCACCGAUGAGGAUCACGACGACAGGCUGUCCUACCUGGAAAUACUCAACAACUACGACACCUUCGUGGGCAGCGAGGCCACCGAUUACGGCGACCACUUACAGAACAUUAACCAUCUCUCCGACGAGCUGUAGAUCCCAGCCAAAGCUCCAUCCUGCUAUAGUGAACCUGUGCUUAGUAUUGUAUUUCAUUUGUAUAGUUAGUAAAUUUAUGUUUUAUUUAUGUAAUUUCAAAUCAAUAUCGCUAAAUUGUUUUGAGCGCUUCUCACGAAUUUCAUUUUCAUGUCUAAUGUCUGGUUUGUCAUUUACAAUUACAUUAUGUGUAGUAAUUUAUAGACACAAACAAAAUCUACAAAAAUCAUAAUAAAUAAUUUUUACUAAAUUA
Molecule: messenger RNA, 1699 nt
Organism: Drosophila suzukii
Lineage: Eukaryota; Metazoa; Arthropoda; Insecta; Diptera; Drosophilidae
Product: reticulocalbin-2
Cellular component (GO): endoplasmic reticulum
Molecular function (GO): calcium ion binding
Source: RefSeq, a predicted model, not a curated record